CCUUCUCUCAGAGCAGAGGAAACGGGGUGCAGGCUAGCUCCGGUAACGGUAACGGCUUUAUUUACAGCUAUAGUCACUCCAGCGACGAUGGCACAUAAUAACGUGAGACAACGGAUACCAGAAUCGGGCCAAGCUAACGGAAACCGGUGUCGUCUUGUGGCGGGAAGCCCCGCUCCGUGUCGGUUUGUUGUUUAGGUUAGCUACCUCAGGCUAGCUAGCAGACUGCUUCUUUUAACGGUUUACCGGGAGUUAGCCUCGGGAGGAGACAUCUAACCGCCGCCCGGUCAAAGUUACGGUUAAUCUGUAGCGGGACUGCCUCACAUGAUGGACGGGGGAGUGCUGCUGCGGGGGAAACGGACCCGGUAAACCUGCAGGAUGCGCUAGCGGAUGUAGUUAGUUAGCAUCGGGCCUGAGUACCAGCACACUUCCAGCCUUCCUUGCUUCCUUCCCUUCCUUCCUCCCUAGCUGACCCAGGAGCACAGACCCUCUCGUCUUCCAUGAUCACAAUGGAGUCAGCCCUGAAUCCGCUGCCACAGUUCCCAGAAAACUCUUAUAAGAUGACUGAGGAGGAUGUGAAGAGGCUGAUUGAGUUCAGGGCGUCCAACGAGGCUCUGUUCACAGGGAAGAGAAACUCUGCCAAGAUAGCAUGGAGCACCAUCUUAAAGGGCCUCGGUCUGGAGGGGAAGCUGACAGCUGACCAGAUUGCCAAAAAAUGGGACAACUUGCGGACAAAAUACAAGGACCUGAAGCAGCCCUAUCAGGGCCAGGACAACAUCGGAGGUGUCGUGGAGUCGUGGCCCUGGUUCCACAUCAUGGAUGAAGCCAUGCACGGUCGCCUCUAUAACAGCAACCUGGUGCUGAGCCCAGAGAACGCCAGCAACACUGGUCACCGCUGCAACAGCCAGCCCAACCAGAACCAGGAGAACACCGACAUCUUGGAGUUCCUCAUUAAAACGGAGAUGGAGGACACAGUGGCGCAGGAAGCAGCUGGGGAUGAUGGGACGGUUCACACGGAGGCUCCUCCUGCUGAGGGGGUCCCCAUGGGCUGGAGGAGGAUGACCGAGUGCUCCUAUAAAAUGACCGAACCAGAAACAGAGAGAAUGAUCAAACUUCGAGCUGCAAACGAAGCUCUCUUCACUGGAAGGAAACAUUCAGCCAAACCAGCCUGGAGAGCCAUCCUGUACGAGCUGGGUCUUCAGGGGAAGCUGACCACGGAUCAGCUGGCAAAGAAGUGGGACAACCUGAAGAGGAGAUACAAGGUCCCUCUGUGGACGAUCUGUAGAACUUUCUGUCUCUACCAGGAGCUGAAGUUUCCCGCUCGAGGCGUGGAGACCAACCCGAGCUCCUGGCCCUGGUUCUACAGAAUGAACGACGCCAUGGAAGGGCGCUUCGCCGGGGCGGCGCCCAUCCUCACGCCUAUUGUGGAGGACGAAGACGAGGACUGUGAGCCACUGUCACCGACGCCCAAGAAACGAGCCCGCCGCAGCCGAGGCGGGAUGGCUGAGUUCCUGACGGAGUCGGAGAUGGACCUGCUGGUUGAUAAUGAAGACAAGAACGGAUCCUCGGCUCUGGGUGAGCUGCACCGGAUGGCCGAGUUCACAUACAAAUUGACAGAAGACGACACCAGGCGACUAAUUGAGUUGCGAGCUGCUAACGAGUCUCUGUUCACGGGGAGGAGGAACACUGCCAAGCCAGCCUGGAGGGGGAUAGUGAAGGAGAUGGGUCUGACAGGGAAGAUAACACCUGACCAGGUCGCUAAGAAGUGGGACAACCUGAAGACCAAAUUCAAGGACCUGAAGUUUCCUCCUCGGGGGAUGGAGGGUCAGACUAACCCCGCCUCCUGGCCCUGGUUCCAGCUGAUGAGUGACGCUCUGGAGGGGCGGUUGGCGGGAAAAGCUCCCAGAGUGGCGCCCGUCUGGAGCAGUGAGGAGGACGGAAGUGGAGGCGUCUUUGGCUCGUCUCCACCCGCUGACAGAGACUGUUUGAUGGCGGAGAGGAGCAGCGUGUCAGAGCUGGAGAGCAUGGUGGGGGGGGACGCAGCCGAGGCUGAUGGGAACGUGACCUACAUUGACGCCAGUGGAGAGGAGUGUUCGACGCCCUCAGACCUCUCUUAUAAAAUGACGGAUCAGGACACCAGGAGGAUGAUCAAACUCCGAGCUGCUAACGAGGCGUUGUUCACUGGGAGGAGAAAUGCUGCCAAAGCUGCCUGGAAGGCCAUCCUGAAGGAGCUCGGGCUGCAGGGGAAGGUCUCAACAUACCAGAUGGCGAAGAAGUGGGACAAUCUGAAGAGGAGAUACAAGGACCUGAAGUAUCCUCCUGUUGGGAUGGAGAGUGUAGCAGACAGCACCUCCUCCUGGCCGUGGUUCCACCUGAUGAAUGAAGCCAUGGAGGGCCGCCUGACGAGCAGCGCCCCCCUCCUCACCCCCGUCACCCAGGACGACGACCCUGACCCCGCCCCCAGACACAGGUCCCGGCCAGCCCCUCCCCCUCCUCCUCCCCCCUCCUCUUCCUCAGAAUACGGACAGGAGACGUUCAGCGACGGUGGCGAGCAGAACCAGCGCAGCUCGGAGGUGUGCGACGGGCCACUGGGAGGACUGGAGAGGGAGUGGGACAUGGUGGAGAGGGAGAGGACGGCGCUGGAGCGAGAGAGGGAGAUGGUGGAGCGGGACAGGGCGGCGGUGGAGAGGGAGAGGGCGGCGGUGCAGGCGGAGAGGCUGUGGCUGGAGAGGGAGCGGGCGGCGGUGGAGCGGGACAGAGCCAUGGUGGAGCAGGAGAGGGCGACACUGGGGCGGGAGAGGGAGGUGCUGGAUCAGAGGGCUCUGAUGCUGAACUCUGUAGGACACUCUGGACACCUUAACGCCCUCAUGUAGGCUAGCGUGGGGACGUAGACCGUCCCUGUGGAGACAUUCUGGUCUGUGGUGGAGGUCUGGAGGAGUAAACCUCACUGACAGAUCGCAGAGGAAAUGUAGAGCUGGUACCCGCUGUGAGAGCCUCGCCUGGAUGUAGACACGGUUGGUCUUCCACACUGAGCUGGUCCUGCAGACGACACCACCCAGCAGACGUAGGUUAAUUUAACAGGAGAGCUGCACAGUUAAUAAUCUCUGUCAGGAUCUUUCUUUCCACUGUUGUGUAAUAUAAUUUGGAUUUUUUAAGCUAAUACUGACAGAUAUAUUUGAGGGUUUUUUUUAACAUAAACAACCUUGAUUCAGAUCCCUUUGGGGUUUUUUUUUUUUUGUGUAUUUUUUUCUUUUUUUAAAGAAUAGUACCAGAGGCCCUGUCGACUCAAUGUGUCUUUGUGUAAAGAGAUAUUUUCCACAAGGUUUUUGCCUCUCAUCCAUGCAAACAAGAGUUUUAGGUCACAAAAUCAGAGGUUUUUCAAAACUUUGGUUCGUGUGACGUGUAAUACAGAGCGUGGAAAACAAUGACAUCAUCUCCAUAAUUUGCACAUGCCAAUUGUUGCAUCUGCUAGAAAGAACAACCAUGGUGGACUACUGUAGAGUCACAUUUCUCCAAAGCACCUGGAGUUGUGUACCAGAAAGAUGUUAAAGGUACAUGAUGCAGGAAUUGUUGGUUACUGUUUGGUUAGCAUUGUCACCUCACAACAGGAGGGUUCCUAGUUCAAACCCAGGGUGGGGGUGCCCCUCGGUGCAGACUUUGCAUGUUCUCCCUGUGUCAGCUUGGAUGUCCUCCAGGUACUCCAGCUUCCUCCCACAGUCCAAAGACACGCAGGUUAAUUGGUGACUCUAAAUUGUCCGUAGGUGUGAAUGUGAGUGUGAAUGGUUGUCUGUCUCUAUGUGUCAGCCCUGUGAUAGUCUGGUGACCUGUCCAGGGUGAACCCCGCCUCUCAGCUGGGAUUGGCUCCAGCGCCCCCGCGAACCCUAACAGGAUAAGUGGUUACGAAAAAAAAGAUAGAAUGAAUGUGUGUAAAUGGUAUUGCCAGCGAAAGUGAAAGUGAAAGACAACUCCAGGUUCACUCUCCUCCCACUGUAUUUGUGGGUUUUUUGUUUUUUUUUUUGGUGCUGUGGAUUCCUCUUGGAUGCGUGCUGCUUACAGUCUGGUCACUACCUUUCUAUGAAGACCUCACCUGAGCACUGUUGGGGUACACACCUAUAAAUGUCCUGAACACAGAAAAUAAGAAAAUCCAGGCAGAGGGCACAGGCUCUGCUGAUAAAUACACAACCACUCGCUGCUGCUGUUAUUUAGAAGUUCUCUAGACAUAUUAUACUCAGAGACCCGGCCAAAGGGACUGCAUACAGCCGUUAACACAAACACAAUAUUUGACACCAUUUACAUAAAACACAGUAAGUGACUAUUUCAAACUGAGACAUUUGUCAUGAAACAUAUUUGAAUUCUUGGCAUGAAAACAACAUUUCCAUAUGAAAAUUAGACUUUGAGGAGUGAGACAGACGCGCUCACAUAUCACAUGUUCACAUACUGAGCUGCCAUUGAGGCAGGAUCAGACAGCUGGGGGUGAAUGUGUCGUUUAUCUCUGUUGGAGACAGAAUGAGCCAUUAUCUUUUGUUGAGAGACGUUACAACCUAAAAUAUUACUGCUUUCAUCAGGGCGAAAUAAAGUACAUGUAUGCAGACCUAAAAUAACUGAAACAUUAAACAGCUGGCACCUUAAUGCUGCUCUUUAGUUUACUGAGCAAAUGUGUUGUUUGAGAGAUGAUUUGCUGGUUUGAUAAGUGAUAACAUGUCAGAGGGAAUUAUCUCUGUUUCAACGCUCAUUAAAGAAACAAAGAGGAGGCUGUGUUAACUUAAACUAAGACAAACCAUAAUACUUAAAAAUGAUAAUCUCCCACCUGCAGACGCUUGGAUGACAAACAUUCACAAGAGUUUUAGCAGGUAUUUAGAUUGGUUGACAAAAUUUAAAGGACCAGUGUGUAGGAUAUAGGGGGAUACAUUGGCUGAAAUGGAAUAUAAUAUAAUAUAAUAUAAUAUAAUAUAAUAUAUUUCUUUAGUAUAUAAUCACCUGAAUCUUUGUAUUUUUGUUACCUUAUAAUGAGGUGUUAAUAUCUACACAGGGAGCAGACGGACAAACCAAUCACUGGCUCUAGAUAGAGACAUUUGCAUUUUUGCAAAGGCAGCCAUAGUUUGAGGCCCCACUACCAUAAGCAGCGUUUGGGAAACACAGAUUUUUUUAUUUUGUUUUUGUGUGUUUGUUUUUUUACAUGAAACUGCUUUAGUCAGUGUUUUUACUGGUGUAAAUCACCUGUUACAUUUGUUUUGGAGAGGAAGAGACCUCUGUGUAUAAUUCAGCUCCCUGUAAAAACCUUCUGAACAGUGAAUGCUGAUUGAAUUCUAAUCAGGAGAAGUUUCAGCUGGUUGCAAAAUGCAAUCCUCACGACUACAUACCACAAAAUCCCCCUAUAUCUUACACACUGGACCUUUAAGAUGUGAGCAGUAGGGCUGCAACGAUUAGUCGACUAAUUGAUGACUAAUCAACUAUUAAAAUACUCGUGACUAUUUUAGUAGUCGACUAAUCGGUUUGAGUCAUUUUUCAUAGAAAAGUACUAUAAAAGUCCCCCAAAAUACUCUUACUGCAGCUUCUUACAUUCAAAUAUUGGCAGCUUUACACACUCUCUCAUGACGGGGAACUAAAACCCUUUGGCGUGAGUACGAAACAAGACAUUAGAUGACAUCAUUUUGGGGUUUGGGAGAGACCGACAUUUUUCAACAUUUUCACACAUUUUUCGAUAAAAUGAUUAGUCGACUAAUCGAAGAAAUAAUCGACAGAUAUAGUCAACAAUGAAAAUAAUCGUUGGUUGCAGCCCUAGUGAGCAGUGAUUAACCGCGCGCUGCAGGUAUCAUGUAACUCUAUUUUUAUGUCCUUUUGAUGAGGUGCCGUCCUGUAUUUGCACUAUUCAUAUUUUAAGAUGCUUUCUUCUACACAACACCAAACUGAAGGCUGUUCACUUUUUAAAGCCUGAAUGUCUGAGUUCUGAUCUCUUUCACAAUUUAAAAUCUCUUUGACUUCCUGCAUGAAAUGGGUUUGAUUUAAUAAGAUGACGUCACACACAGAGGCAUUGCUGUGGAGGCAGUGACUGAGUUUAAUCAUUGAACAGUUUCUGGGUGGAUGUGUGGGUCUGAUGCAUCUGAAGUUUUCUGUCAGUUUAACAUUUCAAACCAGAUGAUUGUAGUGAGUUUUAAUUGUGCAGCUCUUCCUGUUGAGACCUCUGAGUGCUGCUGAGGUUUUAUACACCAGUGUUCCAAGUAGAUCACGACUGUACGUAGACUAACACGGGCUGUAGACCACCCUGGACCCACGAUGAUGGUGAUGAUGAUGUGGAGCCGACUUUACACGACUCUGCAUUAAUAAACAAACUCUGAUGUGCAUUCAAGUGUUUCCUACUCACAGGAUUUAUUUGGGCGGUUCACCCAAACAGAGUUUUUCCAUUUUUGUAUUUAUUUACAAAAUUAUUAUUAUUAUUAUUUUUUUUGUAUUAUUUUUAUUUAAAGUUACAUCUGUCCCUCUGAUUUUCACUGAAGUCACAGAGCAAAGCGUCAGAUACUUCAAUAAAUAAUUGCUGAAGGUGUUUCACAUCUCGUCCUGCUGCUCUGAAUGUUUCCUGCAAUAAUUUCUCACUCAGUUUGUGCGACACGACAUUAAACAGUCUCAUCACCAUUUUUAUUUGUUUAUAUGGAUGUUAUGCUGCAUUAUUUUAUAUUUUAGAAGAAAUCGAAGAUCAGGAGCAGAACAGCACUUCACUUUUAUUGUUAACUCGGGCUCUUAACCAAUCAGAGGAGAGCUACAUGAUGUUAUGGAGCUCAGUAGGAGGACUUCUAAUCUCAAGGAGGGCACUAACAACAACAAAACAAACCGACUGAAUGUUAAUAUCAGAAAAUAAGAUGAGAUAAUUCAUUAAUGACAGAUUAAACCUCAUAAAUAUAAAAAAAAUAUGUAAUAAAAUUUUAAGAAAAAUUAAAAGUCACAUCAUAUAAUGAAUCCAAAAACCUCUGUGGUAACUUAAUCUUUCACCUCCUCAACGACAAAUUUUAACAACCUCGAUGCCCAUUAAAGAUUGUCAAUAACAUCGAAGCUUCCCAUCACCAGGUGUUCACAACUUUUAAGUAACAUGGGGUUUUUUUUUGCCAACAAAAAGUAAUUUGCAUGAACAUUAGAUUAAAACCACAGAACUGAUUUUAACUAAAAAUGUCUCUAAAAGUUUCUCAUUGUCCUGUUUUUGUUUCUGAUAUUGACAUCACUUUGAACUUGUGAUGCUCUUUUUUUUUUUAACAUUUUAUACACCAAACUACAACAGAAAAAUGAACUUAAACUAUUUUUUUUUUAACUGAUUAAUUAUUUAAGUCAGUCAAUAAUGUGCGGUUAUCACAAAAUCCCACGGCACACCACUUGAGAACCACUGAUUUAAGUCACAUCUUUAAAUGUUUUAUUUUGUCCAGCAGGUGGUCCAAAAUUAUUCAGUUUAUUAAAAUGUGUAAAAAAAAAAAAAAAAAAAGGGAAAAA
Molecule: messenger RNA, 7470 nt
Organism: Epinephelus fuscoguttatus (brown-marbled grouper)
Lineage: Eukaryota; Metazoa; Chordata; Actinopteri; Perciformes; Serranidae
Exons: 13
Coding region: 498-2870 (790 amino acids)
Source: RefSeq, a predicted model, not a curated record